This is a messenger RNA of Fukomys damarensis (Damara mole-rat), 1850 nucleotides long. It is a transcript of the gene CUNH1orf174, whose product is annotated as chromosome unknown C1orf174 homolog. The transcript has 4 exons. NCBI's taxonomy places the organism in Eukaryota, Metazoa, Chordata, Mammalia, Rodentia, Bathyergidae. Bases 100 to 816 code for a protein of 238 amino acids. The record is from RefSeq and is a predicted model, not a curated record.
CGGACUGUGAUUGGCUAGACCCGUGAUGACGCCCGACGCUGCAGUGCCUCGGGUUGAGGCCUCGGGGUUCUUUCUCUGGGGAGAUCGCCGCUCACACUCAUGAGGAGCAGGAAGCUCGCAGGUGGAGUGCGGUCUUCAGCGCGCCUGAGAGCCCGAGGUUGCUCCGCAGACAUCGUAGCCCCCGCCCAGGACACCACCUGCUCCACGUCCCCCAAGACGGCAUGCCUGACUUCGUCCCACAAGACCCCAGACAGGCGAACCUCAAAGAAGUUCAAGUAUGACAAAGGUCACCUCGUGAAGGCAGAAUUACAGAAACUCAUCUCCAAAGGUGACAACACUGCUCUGCCAGAAGUGGCGCCCAGGGCCCCGUGCACAGGCGUGUCUGCAGAAGACAGCGCAUUGCCCCCGGGCAGUGACACAGCUGUCCCUGCCCACCAGGAGGCUGCAGCUCUUCCCCACGGUGGCUGGCCCAGUGCAAGUGACACUGUCCCCGCUGAGACCGAGGGCAGCCGGUCCCCUCCAGAGCCCUGCGCCAGUGUGGCGGCAGAGGAGUCCAACGGGAGUCCCAGGGGAACCCACGAGGCAGCAUCUGCCACAGCAGAGACGCAGGAGCCCCUGCUUCAGAUGGACAACAGCGCCCUUCUGGACGAUGACAGCAAUCAGCCCCUGCCAGUGAGCCGGUUCUUCGGGAACGUGGAGCUCAUGCAGGACCUGCCGCCGGCCUCCUCCUCUUGUCCUUCAAUGAGCAGACGAGAAUUCAGAAAAAUGCAUUUCAGAGCCAAAGAUGACGAGGAUGACGAAGAUGCAGAAAUGUAGAAAACAGUGAUUUUUUUUUUUUACAUACUUCACACAAUUAACGAUUUGACAAUGGAACAAAUCGUUAAGAUUUAUAUGAAAUGCUUCUCCAAGGGAAUGUGUCCCUUGUGGGACUUCAGAAGUGACCCAUGGAAAUGAACAGCACAAAACGCCAGGCACCCAGGGAGCUUGCCUUGCAGGACUGCAGCAGUCCAGCUGGGGGUUUAGCCGAAGGCGAUCUCUGUCAGCAUUGUGUAGGUAACAUGCUGGCACACUGUCCGUUAUAGGAAGCUGAUGAGUCUUGAGAUUAAUUCAGCGCCACUCUCUAAAGGCCUCUUCUGUAUUUCUGAAGGUGGACCUGCUUGCCUUGAAAACUCUGCCAAAUACAUGUGGGAGAAGAAUAAAAUAUACGUUUUGAAAAUACUUUUAAAGCAACGUACCUAAAACUAUUUCUUCCUCAAACGUUUGAGAGCCCAGGGAAGAAGUGAAUCCUGUCCCUGGCUGGGACCACCUGUCAGGCUGUGAACCAGGCAUGGCCCCCAUCCUUCUCUUGGGUACUUCUUCCUCUCACUCACUAGCUCAGCCAGCCUCGGGGUGCUACCUUUGCCCCCAGUCCCACCAUGCACAGAGACCUUCUCCAGCCUCUCCUGCCACCAGCCUUGCCUAAGGAGGGGUUCCCUGGUGAGCAGUGGGGACUUGUCCUGAGAGAGCAGGAGCCUCUGGCUUGGUGACCACAGCUGCCCAGGACCUCUAAGCUGUCUGCCCUGGAGGCCUAGGAAGUAUUUCCCGUAACAUAAACAGGAGCACAAUGCACCUGUAAGACAUUUUUCAGUGCUUUUCCAGUUCAAAACCUUUCUCACUCCCCAUACCAGUGAUUUUUGUGCAGUCAUCCUAGUUUCCAUGGUGACCAUUUUCCCAUUAGCCAUGACCUUCACCUACCAGGAAUAACAUUGUGACUUAUUGAUUGAUGAACUAGAAUUUGAAAGUGUUGCUUGUAAAGUCACUGAGAGCCAGGAAAAAUAAAGUACAACCUUGCAUUGCUGCGUGAGUGGUGA